Molecule: messenger RNA, 1048 nt
Organism: Thamnophis sirtalis
Lineage: Eukaryota; Metazoa; Chordata; Lepidosauria; Squamata; Natricidae
Source: RefSeq, a predicted model, not a curated record
GGUAAACCAGAUUUAAACACAACGUUGCCAAUCAGACAGACAGCUUCUAUUUUUAAACAGCCUGUUACCAAAGUUACAAACCAUCCUAACAACAAAGUGAAGUCUGACCCACAACGAGUGAUUGAACAGCCCAGACAGCUUUUCUGGGAGAAGAGGCUUCAAGGCUUAAGUGCGUCAGAUGUCAGUGAGCAAAUCAUUAAAUCCAUGGAGCUUCCUAAAGGCCUUCAAGGAGUGGGCCCCGGGAACAGUGACGACACCCUCUUGUCGGCGGUGGCCAGCGCAUUGCACACGAGUUCGGCACCCAUCACAGGACAGCUCUCAGCCGCUGUGGAAAAAAACCCAGCGGUGUGGUUAAACACGUCGCAGCCUCUCUGCAAAGCCUUCAUUGUUACGGAUGAAGACAUUAGGAAGCAAGAGGAGCGAGUGCAACAGGUACGAAAGAAACUGGAGGAGGCACUGAUGGCAGAUAUCUUGUCCCGGGCUGCGGAUGCACCAGAAGUAGAUGAGGUUGAAAUGGACAAUGGAGAAGAGGCAUAAGAAUUAAAUAAUCAGGUACUUAAAAAAAAAAAAGAGAGAGAAAGAGACUCCCAGAUAAAAAUUUCUGGAAAUUGGAAGCGCUUUUAUGCUUUCCGUUGGUCUUUUGUGAUAGAAGAAAGAAGACCUCUGCACAUUUAUAUAGCUUUCUAAUAGCAUUAAAAACCAAUGCCCUUUUUCGGCUCUUAUUAUUAUUAUUAUUAUUGUUAUUUUAUUAUCCUAUUUUUGAUGUACAUAUCUUGUUAAGAAAAGAAAGAAAAAAAAGGGGAAAAGAAAAGAAAGAAAAGACCCUACUCUUUAUUUUGUGUCUUACGACUUCAAAAGUCUCGUUUUUAUUUUUUUAUUUUAUCCGUUUGGUGACGUCAAAAAAAUUCCUGAAGAUGGAAGCUGAGCUUUUGCGAUGCCAAGUUGGUGAUCUUGUAGCGACGGCCUUUCAAGCACUAAAUAAUGAGAAUUUCUUCUUCUUUUUAUGUGUGCGGGUUUUUGUUUUUUUUGCAAGAAUAGAUCAGGAAAA